Zingiber officinale is the source of this 1356-nucleotide messenger RNA. RefSeq lists its product as uncharacterized. The record is from RefSeq and is a predicted model, not a curated record. Lineage: Eukaryota; Viridiplantae; Streptophyta; Magnoliopsida; Zingiberales; Zingiberaceae. Bases 176 to 1063 code for a protein of 295 amino acids. The transcript is spliced from 11 exons.
GAAAAAUUUCUCUUUUUUUCCAGCCACAGGUCUGACUCGGCAGCGUCGGCGAGUUGUUGCCCCUCCACGCAGGUCUUGUCGCACUUCAUGUAGAGGGCGAGAGCGAGAGACGCAGAAGAAGGGACAAGGGAGGAGGACAGCGAUGAGUGAGGAAGAUAGGAGCCCAUAAGAUAUCAUGAAAUUGCGUACUGCGCUGGUGUCUCCUUGCUCCCUUUCGCGUCUCCAUAUCGUCGGCAUGGUCAGUAGCAAGAAGUCUCAAUCCAAAAGCAGCAGCAGCAACAACAACAACAACCACGACCGCAGGAGUCCUGAUCAAGCUCCACCAAGGAUCACAUCCAAUGUCAAGCAAAACUUACAAUUUUUAAAGAUAUGGAAGGAUAUUCAAAGACAGGGAUCAACUACCCCAAGGCCUGCCACAAGCUAUCGAAAAAAGAAGGUAGUUAAAGAAGAAAUUCCAAGAGACACAGAGCUCUAUAAAGAUCCAACUAUGAAUCUUUAUUAUACAAACCAGGGGUUGGAAACUGCUGUUCCAGUACUUCUUGUGGAUGGAUACAAUGUAUGUGGGUAUUGGGCAAAAUUGAAGAAGCAUUUUAUCAAGGGAAAACUUGAUAUUGCUCGCCAAAAGCUGAUCGAUGAGUUGAUAACUUUUAGUGCAAUUAAAGAAGUAAAAGUGGUUGUGGUGUUUGAUGCUAUGAUGUCUGGACUUCCAACUCAUAAGGAAAACUUUGGAGGGAUUGAUGUAAUAUUCUCAUGUGACAUGUGUGCUGAUUAUUGGAUUGAAAAGGAGGUAGUUGCUUUGAAGGUUGAUGGGUGUCCACGAGUCUGGGUCGUGACAUCUGAUGUGUGUCACCAACAAGCAGCUCAUGCAGCAGGUGCUUUUGUUUGGAGCUGCAAAGCAUUGGUGUCUGAGAUCAAGGCUUCACAGAAGGAGUUUGAGCAAAUGCUAAAUGAACAUAGGUCAACUUCCAUGCAAGGAAAAUUACUUCAGCACAAUUUAGAACCAGAAAUAGUUCAUGCUCUGAAAGAUCUAAAAAGAAAGCUUUUAGAGAAAGAGUCGAUUUGACCAUCUCUUUCUGUCUGGUUCAAUCAAUGGAGUUGUAGACUCAAUUUGGCACAGAAUUUAGAACCAGAAACUAGAAAUUCUUCUCAUGAACUUGGUGUAUCACGCUUCAAUAGCCAUCAGGGAAGAAGAUAAGAAUUAACUUCUUCAUAUCUUUGUUUUGUUAACUUAAUUUCUCCUUCCUGUCAUCAUAAAAAUCUUUCAUGAAUUUGCCACAAACACUCUGUUGUAUUAUAUGAUAAAGACAAACGGAAGAUCAUAUAAAGAUAUCGACGCUCCCUGGUUUCACUUUUCAA